Messenger RNA from Effrenium voratum, 454 nucleotides. The record is from the annotation of a GenBank genome assembly. Lineage: Eukaryota; Dinophyceae; Suessiales; Symbiodiniaceae.
AUGCUUUGCAAAGGGCUGCUUUCCAGAACGCAGGACACGCUGGGCAGCGGCUCCGCCCGGGCGUUUUACAAGGGCGAGCUGAUCAACGAGCUCUUGGAGUGCUGCAACCUGCAUCAGCUGCGAAAGCUUCGAAUCAUCUUCGAGGACGAAGCCGCCCGGCGCGCUCACUUCAAGAAGGUCAGCGUGGUCGCCUUUAGGAGCUUGAUGGCUGACGUGGGUGUGCGCUCUUCGCUUAUCGAGGACUACGUUCGCUGCGACAAGGAGUCGGACCUGAUCAGCUACGACCUCUUGCUGAACGAGGCGAUCCAGGAGAAAGAGCUGCGAAACUUGCAGGCUGCAACGAACCUGUUCAAUGAGAUGGAUGUGAGCAGACGGGGCUGCCAGACUCAGACAAACACUGUAAACUUUACUGUAAACCCCGUGCUGGUUUGAGCCGAGUCGUCCAGUGGCCACU